UAGUUAGCAUUAGCAUGAUAAGCUAGCGUUAGCUGGAUAACACGGUUUUACUCUGGACAUUAUCAGAUGAGUUGAGGUGAAUGAAUGAAUGAAUGAUGGCAGCAGAGGUGAGUCGUGUAUCGGGGCUGUUAGGGUUUCAGAAUCAGAUCGCCUCAGUAAUGGAGGUGUUUGCUAACGCGGCUGUUACAGAAAUCUGUACAAUUCUGGAGCUCAGUUACUCGGAACUACAAACCCAGAUAAUAAAGCAUCAAAAACACCAAGAUCAACUAAACUCGCAAUUAUUAAAAUCUCACAAAGAAAAUCUGAUUCUCAAACGCAAACUUAAACUGAUGGAGAUCAGAGAGUCGUUUUAUAAAAGAGCCCCAAAACUGAGAGAGUCAACAGAGACACGCAGUGAGGGCAGGAGGGUUCGAGUGAGGAUCAGCUCAGUGCAGAGAGAACAGCGCCCCCCUGAGGAACCUGCUGCACCAAACCCCAUCUCCACAUCUCCUCCUCCUCCUCCUCCUCAUCAGGAGUGUAUGGUGGAGAAGGAGCAGCAGGAUGGAGAGGUGGAUGUUCUCAUUCUGAAACAGGAACAGAUGGAGAUGAUGAAUAAAGAACGAGAGCUGGAGACGAGUGAGAACCAGAGCAGCGAGAACUUCCUGCAGCAGAACUCAGUACAGCACCACCAACACCAGUGUGAUGAAGCUCAGGAGUUUUUGAAGAAGGAAGAAAAGUCGGAGGAGCUCAGAAACACGCCAACACACAUCGAAAGUCCGUCUGAUGGCGAGGCCUUGUUGGGUGCAGAAGCUGAAGACGACGUUGCUGUUUCUGAUGCAUCGUGGGACGGCAUGUUCGACUCCUCCGCACACACUCUCUCCUACUCUGGCCAGGAUCUCGGCGCAGGCGCGUCGGUUCACGAUUACUUCCUGCACAGAGAUACUACAGGACCUUUUAUUCCCGAGGUGAACUCCAGCGCCGCAGCGUUUCAUGAGGGACGCUUCCCUCUCACCGACGAGGACGUGGUCUCUCAGCACAGCUCCACGCUGAUCAGACCAGACCGCUACGUGGCGUGUAAGUUCUGUGGUAAACAUUUCCCUCACAGCAGCGCUCUGGUGCUGCACCAGCGCAUUCACACCGGAGAGAAGCCCUACUACUGCGCCUUGUGUGGGAAACGUUUUAGCCAGGCCGCCAGCCUGAAGAAACAUUACGGCAUGCACCGCGGAGAAAAACCCUUCAGCUGCACCCACUGUGGAAAACUCUUCUCCGACCAGAGCAACCUGAAGAAACAUCUCAACGUUCACACGGGCGCCAAACCGUACGGCUGCACGCAGUGUGGAAAGACCUUCAACCAGUCGUCCAACCUGAAGACCCACAUGAAGAUCCACACACGCGACAAACCCUUCAGCUGUGAGCUUUGCGGCCAGAUCUUCGCCUACAAGAGCAGCUUGGUCAAACACCAGCAGAGGAACUGUUUACUGCUGAACCCUGUCCAGAACUCUCUCCAGAACCCUAUCCAGAACUCUCUCCAGAACUCGCUGGGACAGUUCCAGAUUUAGUCAGGCACACAGAAGUAUCAGGAUUCAGUCACUGCAGUGUUUUCUUCAGUAUUUUCUCUUUUUAUCUUUUAUAUAAAUCUGACAUGUUUUAUUGUGCUUUACUGUGUCAGUAUUCAACCCCAUUCUGAUCACACUGAAUGAUUUUAGAUCAGUAACCUGGAGUUACACACAGAAAACCCCAGUAAAAAAGCCACACAUAGUUUUAUUUAGUUUAGGACACUGUCGCCUCACAGCAAGAAGGUCCUGGGUUUGAUUCCCAGGUGUGGCGGUCUGGGUCCUUUCUGUGUGGAGUUUGCAUGUUCUCCCUGUGUUUGGAGCUCCGGUUUCCUCCCACAGUACAAAGGCGUGUAAGUGAGAUGAACUGGAGACACUAAAUAGUUCAUGACUGUGUUUAAUCUUAAACCUGAACUGAUGAUUUUUGUGUAAACAGUAACUACUUGUCCUGUCCGGAAUGGAACCAGAGUGUAAAACACCACGUUAUAAUCAUCCAGUUUACCAGAUUUAAUUGAUGACAGUUUAGCUAAUUAAUCAAAGGUUUUAUUUCAGCAGCGCUGGGUUUUUUGUGUUUAGGUGGGUCAGUGAGCACCAAUCACGCUCGUAAGUAUCUGAGACUGAAGUCUGGUUCCAUUAGAGUGAGAACGUGAUUCCAGGAACUCUUUUACCAAAUCCAUAUUCACAUUUCUACCCUGAGUGAGUUCAAGUAUUAUUUCAUGAAACUGUAAAACAACUUCCAACAAAUAACUUUAUUUCUUUUUUUUUUCUUUUUUUUUGUAAUGUUUGAUAUCAGAAGUUUUUAGUUUUAAAUUAAUAAUCUGAUGUUAUAAUGUGAGAACUUCAGAAUUAAAGAGAAACUGAUUAACAGAUUUGCUUCUGUUUAUUUAUGUGUAAUUAAUGUGUGAUUAAACGGUGAUUAAUAGCUGAGAAUUCCUGCCAUUUAGCAUCACUGCUCAGUUACUCUAUAUGACCAAAAGUAUUUAGACAGCCCUACUGUUUUUUGUUUUUUUUUCAUUUUUGCUUUAAUCAUUUCUAACGUGUAUAAAAUUAAAUAUAUAAAAUAAAUUGUCCAGCUGUG
Molecule: messenger RNA, 2610 nt
Organism: Trichomycterus rosablanca
Lineage: Eukaryota; Metazoa; Chordata; Actinopteri; Siluriformes; Trichomycteridae
Product: zinc finger protein 271-like
Exons: 6
Coding region: 93-1538 (481 amino acids)
Biological process (GO): regulation of transcription by RNA polymerase II
Cellular component (GO): chromatin; transcription regulator complex; PcG protein complex
Molecular function (GO): RNA polymerase II cis-regulatory region sequence-specific DNA binding; DNA-binding transcription factor activity, RNA polymerase II-specific
Source: RefSeq, a predicted model, not a curated record